AUGGCCGAAGAAUCGAAACCCGUCGACCCCAAGCUCGCCGAAGCCGACGAGGCCCCCAAGGACAAGGGCAAGGGCAAGGCGCCUGCUGUUGAGUCCGACGAUGAGGCAGAGGCAGAGGCAGAGGCAGACGACCCCGCCGCAGACCCCGCCGCGGCGUCCACGGGCGCCAAGAAGAAGAAGUCCAAGAAGAAGAAGCUCAAGGAGGCUCUGACCGGCAAGUCGUCGCAGACCGACCAAGAGGCCAAGCUGCACAAGGCCAUCGACGGCCUCACCCCCGACCAGGUCUCCCAGCUGCUCGAACUCAACCCGGCCCUGGCAGGCGAGCUCGCAAAGGCCACCGGCAGCGACGACCUCAGCUCGGCCACCGACGCCCUCAAGCGCAUCAAGCUGCAGGAGAUCAUGACCGGCCUGGCAGCCAGUGGCAAGAACGUCAAGGACAUGGGCAGCUACAAGUUCUGGUCCACGCAGCCCGUGCCCAACUUUGGCGAGGAGCAGAAGUUCGAGGACGGCCCGAUCAAGAUCCAGAAAGUCGAGGACGUGCCCAAGGAACCUUCACCACUAGUCGCCGGCUUCGAGUGGUGCACUGUGGACAUUUCCAGCCCCAAGGAGAACGAGGAGGUCCGUGAACUGCUGCAGGGGCACUACGUCGAGGACGAUGAGGCCUUGUUCCGCUUCAACUACUCUUACAGCUUACUGCAAUGGGCAAUGAUGCCUCCGGGCUGGAAGAAGCAGUGGCACGUCGGCGUGCGGGCUACCCAAUCGAAGAAGCUAGUGGCCUUCAUUUCAGCCGUACCCGUCGAGAUCCGCCUACGCAAGAACAUCUUGCACGCCUCCGAGGUCAACUUCCUGUGCAUCCACAAGAAGCUUCGGUCCAAGCGGCUGGCACCCGUCCUCAUCAAGGAGGUCACCCGGCGAUGCAACUUGGAGUCGGUUUGGCAGGCUAUCUACACUGGAGGCAUUGUGCUACCCACCCCGGUGAGCACAUGUCGGUACUACCACCGUGCCAUCGACUGGCAGAAGCUGUACGAGACCGGAUUCAGCCCGCUGCCUGCUGGUUCCAAGCCUCAGUACCAAGUCCGCAAGUAUCACGUGCCUGAGAAGACCUCGUUGAAGGGCUUGCGGGAGAUGCAGGAGAGCGACGUCGACGCCGUCCACGACUUGCUGAUAAGGUAUCUGUCCAGAUACGAGAUUGCCCCUGACUGGAACAAGGAGGAUAUCCGCCACUGGCUCUUGCACAAGAAGGCCAAGGAUCAGCUCGAGGAGCAGAUCGUGUGGUCGUACGUCGUCGAGGAUGAGAACAAGAAGAUCACCGACUUCUUCUCCUUCUACUGCCUGGAAUCGUCCGUCCUGCGCGAGUCGAAGCACAAGGUCGUCCGUGCGGGCUACGUCUUCUACUACGCCACCGAGGUUGGCCUGGGAGAUUCAGUGGACAAGAGCGCGCUAAAGACCCGUCUCACCGACAUGAUGAAGGACGCGCUGGUGCUGUGCAAAAAGAACAAGUUUGACGUCUUCAACGCCCUAUCUCUGAUGGACAACGGCCUCUUUCUGGAUGAGCUCAAGUUCGGUGCCGGAGACGGCCAGCUGCACUAUUACCUGUUCAACUACCGUGCCAACCCCAUAGCUGGAGGCGUUGACAAGAAGAACCGGCUGGACGAGGCGCUCAGUGGAGUUGGUUUCGUCAUGCUCUAG
Messenger RNA from Neoarthrinium moseri, 1689 nucleotides. RefSeq lists its product as uncharacterized. Lineage: Eukaryota; Fungi; Ascomycota; Sordariomycetes; Amphisphaeriales; Apiosporaceae. The coding region runs from base 1 to 1689 and encodes 562 amino acids. Gene Ontology annotation, cellular component: cytoplasm. Gene Ontology annotation, molecular function: glycylpeptide N-tetradecanoyltransferase activity. The transcript has 2 exons. The record is from RefSeq and is a predicted model, not a curated record. Gene Ontology annotation, biological process: N-terminal peptidyl-glycine N-myristoylation.